AUGACGUUACGCGUGUGGGCACUCUGGGGCCGCACGAGGAACUUUGGCAUCUUCCUCUCCAUCCUCAGCGUCGCAACCAUUGCGGGAGGCGGGGUCGCAUUUUUCAAGUUCCACAGCUCUCAGUCGUUCAUUGCCAUGGACGAUAUAAAUCCCGUCAUUCCCGGGAUACAACGUGCUCUGCACUCUAUCCUCUCAGCGCGCAUCCUUCUCCGCUUGCGCCAAGAAUCCGAACGAACGAGGAACGUACCCGACGCACCGACGGAAAUCGGUCCCGUAGGGCAACUGGUCUUCGCCCAGUCGCAAACAUCGCAUGCCGAGGAAAGCACAGGGAUCUCUACGGAGCCUCAAGCUAGUCACCCGAGAGGUAGACCUUGGGACCUGGACGAUGGGUCGUGGUUUGGGAAUGGAACAGUCUCCAAGGCGGACGGAGAGACGGACUAUGCAUGA
Molecule: messenger RNA, 447 nt
Organism: Pleurotus ostreatus (oyster mushroom)
Lineage: Eukaryota; Fungi; Basidiomycota; Agaricomycetes; Agaricales; Pleurotaceae
Exons: 3
Coding region: 1-447 (148 amino acids)
Source: RefSeq, a predicted model, not a curated record